Closterium sp. Yama58-4 is the source of this 2373-nucleotide messenger RNA. The record is from the annotation of a GenBank genome assembly. NCBI's taxonomy places the organism in Eukaryota, Viridiplantae, Streptophyta, Zygnematophyceae, Desmidiales, Closteriaceae.
AUGGCGGCCACAUUUGAGAGAAUCACCAGCCUUCACGGACCCUCUCCACUCCUCCAACGCCCCCCCACCAUGCCUGGAGUCUUCAACCCAUUCCCGCAGCAGCAGAGCGCUGGUGUGUUUCGGCAGGGGUCAUCGUCGCCUGUGGCAGGCCCAGGCGUGUUGUUUACAGGGCAUGCGGCACGCAGCGGCGCAGCGAACCACCCCCCCGCGUUCCGCCUUGGCAUCGGCUUCGAGCCUGGGGGAACCUCCUCUGGUGCUUGCAGCACCGCUGGUGCUGCCGGUGCUGCUGGUGCUGGCGGUAUUGGCGGUAAUGGCAUCACUGGCGUUGCUGCUGGCGGCACUGCCGGCACUGAUGGUGCAGGUGCAGGUGCAGGUGCAGGUGCAGGGGGCCUUUGGAGGGGUGCGGCCCGCAGCGCGUGGAUGGUUGGUGCGAACGGAGCGCCCACCAGGUUUGCUUUCUCCUCCUCCCCUGCGGGCUCUCCUCCUGUCUCACUCACAGCUCCUGGCACGGGCGCUGGGCUGGGACUAACCGGGCUGGGUCUAGGCAUGUUGGGACUAGGCGGGCUGGGGCUAGGCGGGCAGGUGUCUGGCGAGCAGGGUGCGGGACUGGCGGGGGAGCUUGGCGCAGCCCUGGGCGCGUCCAUGCGCGGAACCAUUGGCGGAACCACCAUGGGCGGAAGCAUGGGCGGAAGCAUGGGCGGAAGCAUGGGCGGAAGCAUGGGCGCAAUGCAGGGAGGACCAGUAGGAGGAGGGGUGGCUCUUGACUUUUGGAAGCUAGGCAGUGGUGGUGCCAUGGACAGUAGGGCGCAUGGAGCAGUGCAGGAGGGCGCAGGCAUGGCGCGUGCAGGUGGGGGUGGGGGAGAGGCGGAGCAUAGAGGAGGAGCAGAUGCAGGGAGCAGAAGAGGGAUUGAGAGGGAUGCAGCGCGCAUAUGGAGUCUGGCGGAGGAGCUGCAAGUGCAGGCGGACAGGCAGGGGGCACUGGAGCGCUCUUUGAGUCAACUUAACCCCCGCCCCCCCGCACCCUUGUCCCCCACCCCCCGCGCCGCAUGCCCCUCCCAGGCGCGCAUAUGGAGUCUGGCGGAGGAGCUGCGGCUGCAGGCGGACAGGCGGGGGGCACCGGAGCAGCGGCUGGUGCAUUACGUGUUGGAGGGGCUCAUUGCACGCGUCAUGGGCGACGGGGCCAAGCGCUGGAACACCAAUACCGCACUCUCUGUCAGUGAGGACGUGUUGAGCAAGAUGGCGGACCUCUCAUUCGUGAUGCCGCACCAUCGCUUCAUGGUCAUGGCGUGCAAUGCAGCCUUGGUCGAGGCAGUGCGCCACCACCCAGUCGUGCACGUCGUUGACAUCGGCUGGUGGUUCGCCGGACAGUGGCCCGGCUUCAUUGCAGCGCUAGGGACUCUCCCAGGCCCUAAGCCCCUUCUCAAGUUCACCAAGGUGGACACCCCACCCUCCAUGUGCCCGGAGCGAAACUUUUCCCAGCUGCCCGCGGACCACUGCCAGGACAUGCUAGAGAGGGCAGCAGCAGCAGCGGGCAUACGCCUGGUCUUCCAAGCAGUCGAGUGCUCUCUCGACCGCCUCGACCGCCGCAUUCUCGGCCUCGAUCCCCUCUCCCCCGCCGCUGCCGCCAGGUGCCUCAGCAGCAGCAGCGGCAACAGCAGCGGCAGCGGAGGCGGGGGCGGCGGGGGAGACGGCACGUACAGCAACCAGUCGGACAACAUUCAACGGCCGCACAAGCACCAGCGCCACUCCUCUGCCACGCUGCCGAUAGCCGGAGCGGCGGACGCGAGGCAGGUGCUAUCGGCGGUGGAAGCGGGGAGGGGAGGAGGAGCAGGCGGGGAGGUUCUGGUGGUGAAUGGCAUCAUGCGCUUGCACACGCUGCCCAGCGGGUCCGUGGUGCGGCACUCCCCGCGCGACGCUGCUCUGCGUGCCAUCCGCCGUCUAAACCCCCACGCAGUAGUCCUGGGGGAAAGACACGUGGACCAUGACGGACCCUUCUUCCUGCGCCGUAUGGCGGAUGCCCUCCCCUGGUACCUCUCCGUGUUUGAAUCCCUCGAAGCAGGGCUCGUCCCGCGCGUGCAGGCGUCCCGAGACGUGUUCGAGCAGGUGGUGAUAGGCAGGGAUCUUGUGAAUGUGAUCGCCUGUGAGGGGGCGCUGCGGGUGGUGAGAUCGGAGCCGCUAGGGAAGUGGAACUGGCGCAUGCAGGAGGCGGGGUUUGCAGCCGUGCCGUACCCGGCGCGUGCGCGCGUGCAGGUGGAAACGGUUAUGGCACGGUAUCCUGCAGACUUUGGCGUGGAAGAUGAUGAGGGCAGCCUGCUGUUGACGUGGAAAGGGCAACCCAUGAUGGGCGUGGGGGUGUGGCGCGUGGCUCGGUGA